GGUCGGCGCGCGCAGCCUCCGACCCUUUUUUCUUGGUGCACCGGAAAGAGGCGGUCCUCUUUCUUUGCCUAGCGCAGCCAUGGCUCGUGGUCCCAAGAAGCAUCUGAAGCGUGUAGCAGCUCCAAAGCAUUGGAUGCUGGAUAAACUGACUGGUGUGUUUGCUCCUCGGCCAUCUACCGGUCCCCACAAGCUGAGAGAAUGUCUCCCUCUCAUCAUUUUCUUAAGGAACAGACUUAAGUAUGCUCUAACAGGAGAUGAAGUAAAGAAGAUCUGCAUGCAGCGGUUUAUUAAGAUUGAUGGCAAGGUCCGAACCGAUAUAACCUACCCUGCUGGCUUUAUGGAUGUCAUCAGCAUUGACAAGACUGGAGAGAACUUCCGCCUGAUCUAUGACACUAAGGGCCGCUUUGCAGUUCAUCGUAUUACUCCUGAGGAGGCCAAGUACAAGUUGUGCAAAGUGAGGAAGAUCUUUGUGGGCACAAAAGGAAUCCCUCAUCUGGUAACCCAUGAUGCUCGCACCAUCCGCUACCCUGAUCCCCUCAUCAAGGUGAACGACACCAUUCAGAUUGAUUUGGAGACAGGCAGAAUUACUGAUUUCAUCAAGUUUGACACUGGUAACUUGUGCAUGGUGACCGGCGGUGCUAACCUGGGAAGAAUUGGCGUAAUCACCAACAGGGAGAGGCACCCUGGUUCUUUUGACGUAGUUCAUGUGAAAGAUGCCAAUGGCAACAGUUUUGCCACCCGGCUCUCCAACAUUUUUGUAAUUGGCAAAGGCAACAAACCAUGGAUUUCCUUACCCCGUGGAAAGGGUAUCCGCCUCACCAUUGCUGAAGAGAGAGACAAGAGACUGGCGGCCAAACAGAGCAGUGGCUGAAAUGAGCUCUAGGUGACAUGAUUGGAAAAGUCUUUGUACUUAAUUAAAGAUAAUACAGCAUGA
Myotis brandtii (Brandt's bat) is the source of this 934-nucleotide messenger RNA. RefSeq names its product ribosomal protein S4, X-linked (gene RPS4X). Gene Ontology annotation, cellular component: cytosolic small ribosomal subunit; ribosome. Bases 80 to 871 code for a protein of 263 amino acids. Gene Ontology annotation, molecular function: structural constituent of ribosome; RNA binding. The transcript is spliced from 7 exons. NCBI's taxonomy places the organism in Eukaryota, Metazoa, Chordata, Mammalia, Chiroptera, Vespertilionidae. Gene Ontology annotation, biological process: translation. The record is from RefSeq and is a predicted model, not a curated record.